AUGAUCAGGCUCUUCAUACUUCUACAGGCUCUGGCGCUCUCUUCAUCAGGUAACCAUCACAAUAACCUUAAAAACGAACCUCGUCAGACUUUAACAGGUAACCUGGUUCUUUUACUUUUUUCUCGCAGAACUCUCAAAGAACAAAGUUGAUCAGACUCCGACAGCGCUGAUCAAACACCCUGGAGAAACAGUCCUGCUGAGCUGCAACCAUUCCAACCCCAGUUUUGAUAUGAUCCAGUGGUACAAACAGUCGGCUGAGGGACAGGACUUGGUUCUGCUCGCCUUUGUGCGAUUCUCUUAUAGAGAUGUUGAAGACCAGUUCAAAGAUCUGUACAACGUGAGCGGGACAGGUGGAAGUCAGUCGAGUCUUCACAUUUUAAAGCUGAGCGGAUCAGAGGAGAGAGCUGUGUAUUUCUGUGCCGCCAGUGAUGCACAGCGCUGCAGAAACCCUCAACCUUGAACAAAAACCUGCUCCGCUGCAGACAGACAGACAGACAGACAGACGAGACCACAGUACAAACCGCAAAAUAACUAUAAACCACUUUGUUACAGCUGGACUGACAUGAGACAGAGAGAUCAUUUUUACCCAUCAGGGUGCAGUGUUUCUCCACAGACGUUCAGAGGAGGAGUCACUUCCUCCUCCUGACUUUAUUGAAUAUUCAUACUCUGAAACAGGAGGAUGUCACAUGAUAAGGGGAUGAAAGUGCUCUUCACUGUGGAUCUGUUCAUCUAUUGAAUGAUGAUUUUCAUACUUCCUCUCUCUGCUGUAUUUUUACACCUCCCACCCCACAGACUGACUCUGACUCCACUCUCUGAGAUCAUUGGUCUCUAAACACAGCGAUGACGAUCACAGCUGGUCUCAUCUACGUCUCUGCAGCUCUGCUCAGUAUCACAGGUACUCUAUGAAGAGUCAUUAAGUACGAUAUAUUCUGAGAUGUUAAUCGAUCUGUGAGAUGAUGUGUGAUUUUUACCUUCCACAGGUGUAAUCCAUGGAGGUGACGUCGAUCAGGACCUCCAGAUUUGGAGGAAAGAGGGUCAAAAUGCUACGAUGGCCUGCAGUCACAAAAAAGAUGCAACUUAUUUCCAGAUGUACUGGUUCAGACAGCUGCCAGGGAAGAGGAUGGAGCAGAUAGUCCUCACAACCACAUCUCCACCGUAUGACUAUUUCCCCGGCUUCAGUAAGGACAAAUUUCCUGCAGAGAGACAGUCCGUUCAGAACGGCUCUCUGACGGUGGUGAAGCUGCUGCCUGCAGACGGGGGAGUGUAUUAUUGUGCUGUAAGCCAGCACAGUGAUACAAGUGGUUCAGGCAGAUGCACAAAUACCCCACUAAUGAAAAACAGACAUCAGAGAUUUAAUGAAACCUGAAGGGGGCGCUCCAAACCUGUAUGCAAGGUUGAAGAGUGUGUGUCCUCUUAUUAUACACCUAUUUUCAAUUUGAAACCAGUAACAAAAGGUCAUUUUCACCACCGAGUAACAUCCACUCUUCUUCAGAAAAAAGAUGUAAAUGUCCCUGGACUGAGAAGACAAAGUUCCUGAGAGUUUACAGUGAAAUGUUGUCUUACUGAAAUAUGAAGGUCUUCUCUGAAAGAGUCGUUGUCUGGAUAGUUUCUAAAAAUAUUGCAGAGGAUAUCAGGAAGUGAUAGAGGACUACAGCAGUGAAGACAUGAUGGUUCUGAUGCUGAAACAGGAGGAUGUUGUUCUUUGGCACCACCCACCUCAGUUUACUGAAACGAGGUCUUACUGAGGAGGAGUGAAGAAAUCACAGAUGAACCAACAUCUUAAAAACAGCUCUGACAGAAGAGAGUGACUUCAGGAUGAUCCGUGUCUGCUGCUUCGCUUUGAGUCUCUUACUGUUUUCAGGUCUUAACAUGUUUUUUACUGUCAAAGAGGUUCAGGAGAUAAAAAUGAUCAUGUUAAACUUCUGUCAGAUCUUUAUAAGUCAGUCUGAUCUUCUCCACAGGUUCCUCUGUGAGUGUCAAAGUCACACAGACUCCAGCAGAUCUGUUCUACACACCAGGAGACACGGCCAGAAUCAACUGUUCUCAUGAUGAGAGUAGAUACGAUCAAAUCCUCUGGUAUAAGAAGACAAACGGCACACAGAUGCAGUUACUGGGGUUCAUGUCCUUUACAACAGGAUAUCCAGAGGACAAAGUGAAUGUGACCUUUGAAGGUGGAGCGAGCAAAGACCAGAACUGCACAUUAAUCAUUGAAAAAGUCGACCUGAGCAGCAGUGCGGUGUAUUUCUGUGCUGCGAGUGUACACAGUGCUCUACAUCACUGCUCAUCAGUACAAAAACCUCCUCUUCAUUACAGCCCACAGACUCCUGCACCUGGAUCUCUCCCCUUCAAAGAGUUGUCGUGA
Xyrichtys novacula (pearly razorfish) is the source of this 2362-nucleotide messenger RNA. Lineage: Eukaryota; Metazoa; Chordata; Actinopteri; Labriformes; Labridae. The record is from the annotation of a GenBank genome assembly.